AUGUUAGAAGUUGAACUUCAUACAAUUGUGGAUGGACUCCAAUUGGCAUGGGAGCAAGGGGUGCGUUGUUUGGUUAUUGAGAGUGAUAGUAAAACAGUGAUGGAUUUAAUACUUAGGAAUGAGAGAGGGGGAAGCUCUUGGUUGGGGUUGGAGAUUUGUAAUUGGAUGGCGAAGGAUUGGUAUGUUAAGCUUCGGUUUGUGCCAAGAACAACAAAUAUGACAGUUGACGCUAUAGCUAAGGAGGUUAGGAGGCACACAAUGGGGUUUCUUUUCUUUGCUCAUCUGCCUACUGCCUCCGAAGGUUCCAGAUGUGAUCAUACAAGAUAA
Gossypium raimondii (Peruvian cotton) is the source of this 327-nucleotide messenger RNA. RefSeq lists its product as uncharacterized. Gene Ontology annotation, molecular function: nucleic acid binding; RNA-DNA hybrid ribonuclease activity. The coding region runs from base 1 to 327 and encodes 108 amino acids. Lineage: Eukaryota; Viridiplantae; Streptophyta; Magnoliopsida; Malvales; Malvaceae. The transcript has a single exon. The record is from RefSeq and is a predicted model, not a curated record.